This is a messenger RNA of Apodemus sylvaticus (European woodmouse), 1137 nucleotides long. It is a transcript of the gene Mfap5, whose product is annotated as microfibril associated protein 5. The coding region runs from base 84 to 698 and encodes 204 amino acids. The transcript is spliced from 10 exons. Gene Ontology annotation, biological process: embryonic eye morphogenesis. Gene Ontology annotation, cellular component: microfibril. The record is from RefSeq and is a predicted model, not a curated record. NCBI's taxonomy places the organism in Eukaryota, Metazoa, Chordata, Mammalia, Rodentia, Muridae.
CCUUCCCUCCCUCCCUGCUCUCCCCCUUUCAUUGUUUCAGAGUAGGCCAAAUGUGAAAUCUUUCCAAGGGUGUGGCUGUGUUCAUGUUCAUCUUAUUCUCCAACCCGAGUAGAACCGCAGAGAAGCGUGAGAAGGACAGACGCGUUCAGCAGCCGGAGGCCACGGGCGGGCGGACAGACCACAGCGCUGUAGACAAUAUGCUGUUCUUUGGGCAGAAGGCCUUGCUGCUUGCCAUGGUACUCAGCAUCUCCUCUGACUGGCUACCCCUAGGGGUCAGUGGUCAACGAGGAGACGAUGUACCUGAGACAUUCACAGACGACCCUAAUCUGGUGAAUGAUCCUUCUACAGAUGAUACAGCUCUGGCUGAUGUCACACCUUCCACAGAUGACCUGGACUCAGCUGUUGACAAAAAUACUACUGCAGAAUGCCGGGAUGAGAAGUUUGCUUGUACAAGACUGUACUCUGUCCAUCGGCCAGUCAGACAGUGUGUGCACCAGGCCUGCUUCACCAGUCUACGGCGCAUGUACAUCAUCAAUAAUGAGAUCUGUUCCCGACUUGUAUGUAAAGAACAUGAAGCUAUGAAAGACGAGCUUUGCCGGCAGAUGGCAGGCCUGCCUCCAAGGCGACUCCGCCGCUCCAACUACUUCCGACUUCCUCCCUGUGAAAAUAUGAAUCUGCAGAGACCCGAUGGUCUGUGAUCACCAAGAAGAAAGAAGAACGUGUGGAUGAGGGAAUCAGAAAUUCCUUCUCCUCCAGCCGCUGCCAUCUGUCCCGUAGACAUGUAUUUUUAAACUAAGCCCUUUGCAAUGUCCCGGCUUCCUACCCCACUCUGUAAUUUUCCCGGAACUGGUAGCGUUGGUCUUAUUUUGCAGUAUUGACAAUACAUUGUCUAUAUUGUUGUACGGGUUUGCUGAUUUCCGGUAUCUUAGACAAAGUGGACAAAGGAUGACCACUUGACUUAGGUACACUCUACAUUCAGUCCCCGCAGUAGAAAGGGGCUUGGAUGUGAGGCUCGGUUGGCAGAAAACUUACCUAAUGUGUGAAGCCCUGGGUUUGAUGGUAUAAAAUUGAGCAUGGUAGUGCAGGAAGUUCAGAACUUUAGUUCAUCUUUGACUACCCAUCAAAUUUGAGGGCAGG